Messenger RNA from Galdieria sulphuraria, 1426 nucleotides. RefSeq names its product inositol-hexakisphosphate kinase. The record is from RefSeq and is a predicted model, not a curated record. Gene Ontology annotation, biological process: inositol phosphate biosynthetic process; phosphatidylinositol phosphate biosynthetic process. The transcript has a single exon. Lineage: Eukaryota; Rhodophyta; Bangiophyceae; Galdieriales; Galdieriaceae. Bases 9 to 1319 code for a protein of 436 amino acids. Gene Ontology annotation, cellular component: nucleus; cytoplasm. Gene Ontology annotation, molecular function: inositol hexakisphosphate kinase activity.
UUGGAGUCAUGGACCAGAAAAGUACGACCUGCUUGGAGGCACUAGCCAAGUUAAGUCAACAACGAGAACACCAAACAACACCAGCCACUUUAUGUUCCUCGGAGCACUUUUUUGCCAACGAAACCAUUUAUUCGGAUGCAACGUUUCUUUCAACUACUGAAGAAGCAUUUAUUUCGUCCCCUUCUUCUUCGACACAAGGACCGAAACCUGGAUUGAAAAGGGUUUCUACAGGACCUAUGACCCGUAUUUUGGAAGGUUGCCAAAAUGACAAACCUAAUUCACCAGAGUUGGAAAGAGUGGAAGAAGCCGAAGAUAACUACUCUGGAACAAGUAGCGAGGAAGCUUUUUCUCAAGGCAUUCCUUAUCCUCACCAAGUAGGUGGCCAUGGCGCACUCUCGAGUUUUGAAAGAGGCCGUGUUUUGAAACCUGCUGCAAAGAAGGAAAUAGACUUUUAUAACUUCAUUUAUAGUGACAACUUGCCUUCAGAGCUUGAAUGGCUUCGUACAGUAACUCCCAAGUAUUUUGGUCAACGUAAGACCCAAGCAAAGGCAAAGAGAAUACUGGAAAACCAAGUGACGCCCUUUUCACAGACCUCUUCGGUGCCUGUGAAUACGGUUCUACACAUAGACAGGAAAGAUAGUGAGAGAAAUAUUUGGAAAGACCAAGUAGGAGAGCUGGUCAUGGACACCAAUCCUUGGGCGAGAGCUUGUUUAUUGAAAGAGCUACAAAAGGAAGACGAAGUCAAGUCGUUUAUUAUUCUUGAAGACCUCACUUGUCAUUUGAAGAAGCCCUGUGUUUUGGACUGUAAGAUGGGUACAAGACAUUACGAUGAUGAUGCUACUGAAGAAAAGAAGAAAGCACAUAUAGAAAAAGCAACAAAAACGACCUCAUCUUCUACUGGAAUUCGUUUUACAGGCAUGCAAGUGUAUAAACUGCCAUCGCAUACUUUUUUAUUUCAUGACAAAUACUACGGCCGUCAGUUGAAGUCUCAUGAGUUGAAGAAUGAACUUUUUGAAUUUUUUCAUAAUGGAGUACUUUUGCGAGUUGAUAUCAUUGAACAGUUUCUUUCAAAGCUUCAAUGGCUUUAUCAACAUUUGGAGAACCAACAUUAUUUUAAUUUUUAUUCCUCCUCCUUACUAUUUGUAUAUGAAGGUGAUGAGAUGGCUACCUGUCCUAUUUCGGAUGUGCGAAUGAUUGAUUUUGCACAUACACAACGUUGUGUUGAAGAGCAGCAGAAUGAUGGUUAUUUGUUUGGGUUAAGUAACUUGAUUCAUUUGAUGAAGUCCUUGUUAGAGGAUGAAAGAAAUGAAAUGAGGUGACUUGGGUUGAUGAAAAGUGAUCGGUUCAUAUGAAAUAGUCGGGGUAAUUGGAAUAUUUCAACGAGUGCUUCUUUCCUACUUUUGCGAAUAUACAGUGUUGAAGGAAA